AUGAAUUUAAAUUUAAGUUACUCAGUAUUUCAGAAAACCGAAAGACAGUAUCCCGAAAUAUUUAAUAUUCCUUACUAUAAAAUGGUCGAGAAAUACUUUCAACUUUUGGGACAAGAUCCACGUCAAAAAAGUAAAUUCAGAAAUUGUAUAGUAACAGUGGUGGUGAUUAGUAUUUCAAGCAAUAUUGUUCCAACGUCAAUAGAGUUAUAUACAUCGUUAUGUGACAAGAAUAUGGACGCAGUGAUCGAGGGUCUACCACACUUUAUCGCAGCUACCAUUAGUGCCGUUAAAAUAUUAAAUAUAUAUUUCUAUAGAGAAAACUUUGACAAAUUAUUUCAAUUUGUGGCAAAUGAAUGGGACAAGCUGAAAUUAAAUAAUGAAUUGCAUAUUCUUGAUAACACUAUUGUACAAGGAAACAAAAUGGCGCAAUUAUACCGAAGUGCAUUAUUAACAGCUCUGGUAUUGUUCUUACUGAUUCCAUUACUUUCUCCCAUAUUAGACAUCGUUCUUCCAUUAAAUGAAACUCGACCACGACAACAACUGCUCAAAGUUAAUUAUUUAUUUUUUAACGAUGAUAAUUAUUUUUUCUAUGUAUAUUUGCAACUUGCUUGGGGAUCAAUCAUGGUUGUAGUAACCAUAGUUGCCGUAGAUUCAUUGUUGAUUCUUAUAAUUCAUCAUUGCAGCGGAUUAUUUACAGUUUGUGGAUAUCAAGUACAAAAAAUAACAGAAAAUGCAAAAUCACUCAAUGAAAUUGUUUCAAAUAAUUACACAUACGAACAAAUCAGGAAUUGUGUGAUCACACACGAUGAAGCUAUCCAGUUUUAUAAUAUUCUAAAUGAAAGUAAUCGAAAUAGUUAUCUUAUUCAAGUUGGAUUAAAUAUGUUGGCCAUAAGCGCGACAGCUGUCCAAGCAGUUGUAAAUUUGGAUAGACCAGAGGAAGCAAUUAGAAGCGCUGUAUUUUGUGGGGCUAAUCAAUUCCAUUUAUUCGUACUCAGUUUACCUGGACAAGUACUCUUGGAUCAUUGUUCUGAGUUUUCAAAUAACAUAUACAAUUCUAUAUGGUAUAGAGUACCUGUGCGAAUUCAAAAAGUACUCUACGUAAUGCAAAUAAGGAGUAAGAAAUUAUGUACGUUGUCGGCAGGUGGAUUAUAUGAAAUGAAUAUAGAAAAUUUCGGAAUAACCUUUAAAACGUGUAUGUCGUAUUUCACAAUGAUAAUGUCUUAUUCAGUAUUUCAGAAGACCAGAAACAAAUGUAUCAAUAUAUUUGAUAUUCCUUAUUAUAAAUUGCUCGAGAAAUAUAUGAAAUUUUUGGGACAAGAUCCACGCCAAAGAGAUGGAUUCAGAAAUAUUAUUGUAAUUACAAUGGUGACUAGUAUUUCUGGUAUUCUUAUUCCAACGUCAUUAGAAUUAUACACAUCAUUAUGUGAUAAAAAUAUGGAUGCAGUGAUCGAGUGUCUACCCCAUUUGAUCGCGGCUGCAACAAGUGUUGUUAAACUUUUGAAUAUUCAUUUCAACAGAGAAAAUUUUAAAAAAUUGUUUGAAUUUAUAACAAAAGAAUGGGAAAAGUUUGAGUUAAAUAAUCAAUUUCAUGUUCUUGAAGAAAUUACCAUAAAAGGUAGUAAAAUGGCACAGUUAUAUCGAACAAACAAGUGAAUCAAUCUUUUAUCCUUUAUCUUUUCAGAUACAUUAUUAUCCUUUAUGGUAUUAUUUUUACUCGUACCAUUAAUUUUUCCUCUUCUGGAUAUUAUUCAUCCAUUAAAUGAAACUCGACCGAGACAGCAAUUAUUUAGAGUUAAUUAUUUGAUAUUUAACCAUAAUGAUUACUUUUUUUAUAUAUAUUUGCAGUUAGCUUGGGGAUCUAUCAUUGUUGUGAUGAUCAUAGUUACUAUAGAUUCGUUGUAUAUGAUUAUAAUUCAUCACAGCAGCGGAAUGUUUGCGAUGUGUGGGUAUAAAGUUCAAGAAGCGACCAGAUAUCCAAAUCUAUUCAAUGAUAGAAUUAUUUCAGAAAAUUACACGUAUGAACAGCUUAAAAAUUGCAUAACCACUCACGAUAAAGCCCUUCAAUUUUACAAUAUUCUGAACGAAAGCAGUCGAAAUAGUUAUUUAAUUCAAGUUGGAUUAAAUAUGAUGGGUAUAAGCGUGACAGCAGUCCAAACAGUCGUAAAUCUAGAUAAACCGGAAGAAGCGAUUAGAACUGCUAUAUUUCUUGGAGCUGAACAAUUUCAUUUGUUUGUAAUCAGCUUACCUGGACAAGUACUUCUGGAUCAUUGUACAGAAUUGGCAAAUAAUAUAUAUAGUUCUACAUGGUAUGGAAUACCAGUAAAAAUUCAGAAAGUACUCCACAUGAUGCAAAUAAGGAGUAAAAAACCGUGUUCAUUGACAGCGGGCGGAUUAUACGAAAUGAACAUGGAAAAUUUCGGAAUAACCUUUAAAACUUGCAUGUCAUAUUUCACGAUGUUAAUGUCAUUAAAAAAAUAA
Molecule: messenger RNA, 2478 nt
Organism: Apis laboriosa (Himalayan honeybee)
Lineage: Eukaryota; Metazoa; Arthropoda; Insecta; Hymenoptera; Apidae
Exons: 18
Biological process (GO): detection of chemical stimulus involved in sensory perception of smell; sensory perception of smell
Cellular component (GO): plasma membrane
Molecular function (GO): odorant binding; olfactory receptor activity
Source: RefSeq, a predicted model, not a curated record